Molecule: messenger RNA, 630 nt
Organism: Amphimedon queenslandica
Lineage: Eukaryota; Metazoa; Porifera; Demospongiae; Haplosclerida; Niphatidae
Product: transcription factor 25-like
Exons: 5
Coding region: 58-591 (177 amino acids)
Cellular component (GO): RQC complex
Source: RefSeq, a predicted model, not a curated record
CACAUUAAUUAUGUUGGUACUAGAGGCUGUCAUAGAACUGCCUUUGAGUUCUGUAAAAUGUUAAUGAGUUUGGAUCCAGAGACUGAUCCAUUGUGUGUUCUAUUAAUGAUUGACUAUUAUGCUGUCAGAGCCUGUGACUAUCAGUUCCUCAUUGACAUGGACAAGAGAUGGGGAGCUAAAAGGAACUUGUCUCAGCUUCCUAACUGUGCAUUCUCCAUUCCACUGGCAUUCUUCCAUCAGAGUCUCUCAUUAUCUGAGGAUGAAGCAAGAGCUACUUCUCUAGAAGAAGCUGAUCAGAAGCUUCAAGCAGCACUGAUCAUGUUUCCUUCACUAUUGGUGCCACUCUUGGAUAAGUGUGGAGUACAUAUUGAUCCUUCUGCUCGAAAUCAUGCCUACUUCACAUCAGCAAGAAAGGAUCCUGAUCCAUUGAAGCUAUUAAUAAUGCUUUAUAUUGAGAGGGGGCACUCACUGUGGAAGGAACCUGAGGUUAGUAAUGAAAGGAGAGGAGGGGGAGAUGAUGCUAAUGGAAAAAUUUUGCUAAAGACCAUGGAUAUAUGUACUAUAGUGCAUGGUAUUUUAUAUAAUGUCUAGAAAAUACUUGGUAUACAUGAUGUUUGUUCUUAUUUGUGU